Messenger RNA from Batrachochytrium dendrobatidis JAM81, 2432 nucleotides. RefSeq lists its product as uncharacterized. The coding region runs from base 56 to 2398 and encodes 780 amino acids. The record is from RefSeq and is a predicted model, not a curated record. NCBI's taxonomy places the organism in Eukaryota, Fungi, Chytridiomycota, Chytridiomycetes, Rhizophydiales. The transcript is spliced from 8 exons.
AAAGCCUUCAGAUAUUGCUGUCUUGAGUGAGGCCAUUGCUGAUAGCUAUUCUCGUAUGAACACUCCACAUUCACCAUCAGUUUCUAAUAAAGAAACUCCUACUGGACUUUAUACUAACAGAAACAAAGGCUACUUGAAUACUGCGGGAACCAGCACUCCUUACAAAAAACCAUCGACGGACAAGCGUCAUCAACGAAGCUUGUCUAGAAAAAAUGAGUCUGGAUUUUCUCGUUUAUUCAGCCCAGCUUUGCAGUUUUUAGGCGUUGUUGGUUCCAAAAAUGCAUCAAAUUCGGACAAGGACAGUAAUGACGAUGAUAUGCAAAUGGAUAACAUCAAAAGUUUAGAUACACAGCAUACAAGCAACUAUGCAGAGAAUAUGAAAAACAGUAUGCUAAAACGGGAAUUAGAUCGGCCGGCUACAUCAAACUCAGUUCAAGACGCAUCGCCAAAUGUUUCAUUGGCACCCCAUUCGUCUAUCCCAAAUCAAUUAUCUGGUGAAUCAGAUUCUCAUUCAACGAUCAAGUUUGGAAACGAGCUGGAAACUGAAAAGCCGUUUACAUUUUCAUUCAACGCUCCCCAAGGAUCUGCCAAUCCCUUUUUGGUUUUAGAAAGUGGUGCUAAUGAUGGUCAAACUAUUCCCACUCAGCCCCAGUCAAGAUUUCCUACAAACUCUCAAUCUGGCUCUCAUCGAUCUAUUUCUCCUGCUCUAAUGGCAGGGAACGAGCAGCUUCUUAAUUUCCUUAAUUCUAAGCGCGGUCAACCCCUUACGGAUAAAGAGAUUGAGGCUUGUCGAAAUAUUCUUGACAGUAGUAUUGCUCAAGAUGCACAACUUCAACAAUCGAGCGAGCCAAAACACUAUCCACUUUUUUCGCGGUCUUUAUUUUCACUUGCAAAGGCAUAUCCAGAUCAAGGCCCAGGAAGCUCUACAAGCAGCGCACGAUCGUCAAUUUCCAAGGUUCGGAUUUCUCGAAGACCAGUCCGUUAUGCUGGCUCUGGAUUUGGUGCAUCUAGAGGACGUACGGGAACCUCCAUGUGGAAAUUUCAGCCUACCAAUGCUCCAGGUACUCCAAAAACUGCUACUGCACCUCUUUUUCAGGUCAAGCAUUGCGUUGAAGAUAUCCCACAUACGCCUUUCACCAAACGAAUCAAACUUGGCGACCCUGAAAAGACUCAGCAAUCAGGACCAGGACUCCAACCUUUUGUGCCAAUACCUUUUACUGGAGCCGCAUCCGAGCUUACUAGCGCGCAGGUUCAGAAACCUAAAUUAUAUCCGUCAAAGAGGGGUCUUACGUCUGCAGCGCAAUCAAUUCUUUCUAGCUUGGACGACUUUGAUGCUCCACCUACAAACGUGCUGAUGCCUUUUGGCAUGAUCAAACCGCUGCCCAAUCCAUACUUGGCCAGUUCCAAGAUUCAAGUUGAUAAACAACCCAAACAACCUGCUUUUACCACGGCACCAUUGACUGUGGAUAAUAACUCUAGUGCACCACAAAAUGAGUCCAUAACAUGUUUAAAACCAAGUGCCAUAAACUCUGCUAAGCCUUUGCUGUUGGAGAAUACUGCACCUUCAUUUUUACCAGCAGUUCAAACACCUAAAACUGAGCUUAAACCUGAGACUUUGCAACAGUCAAUAUCUAGCAAGCAGUCCUUUUCCAAAGAUUCUUCCACAUUUUUUGUUAGCAAAUCCUCUGCGAAUACUUUAGUAAAUCCAACCUCGUCUACUACAUCUGCUUCUGCUGCAAUUAGCAUCCCUACAUUUGCUCCUGCCACAAUUUCUUCUGCUACUGUUUCGAAGCCUGCUAUUGUUUCUGCCGCAACUACUAGAGAUAGUGUUUAUAGCAAAGCUCGGAAUAUAGUGGAUAAACAUCUACCACAUUUUAGCUUUUCCACACAGGAUAGCAAGCUGAGCGAGAUCCCAUUGCUUAUCACAGAGUUGCAUGAAUGGGAUUUGAUUAAAAAAUCUGCAAAAGAAGCUGGCAAGACUCUGAUGCCUACGUUCGUGUUUGAUGAAAAGUGUGCAGCUACUAUUUUACCAACUGCUUUUCAAAGCAAGCCUGUUGUCGCUUCAUCUGCCAAGUGGGAGUGUAAUAUCUGUUUGGUAAAAAACCCUUCUGAUAAGAUUACUUGUAUAGCUUGCGAGAGCCCAGCCCCUUUAAAAACCGCAACACCAGCUAUUCCCCCAAAAGAUCCAUUUGGAAAAUGGAGCUGUGGUGUCUGUUUAGUAAAAAACCCUUCUGAUAAGAUUACUUGUAUAGCUUGCGAGAGCCCAGCCCCUUUAAAAACCGCAACACCAGCUAUUCCCCCAAAAGACCCAUUUGGAAAAUGGAGCUGUGGUGUCUGUUUAGUAAAGAAUACGGCAGAUGCAACGACAUGCAUUGCGUGUACCUCUGCUCGACCAUGACCACAGAUUUAAUAAAAUCCAAGUAAUUUGCUAC